AUGGAAAUUCAAUAUCAGCCAAGCCAGCUCGACCGUAUACAUCUUUCUACUCAUCAGGAAAAGCUCAGGAAGUCAGGAACUGCUGCAAGAAAGCGCAGCGAGGAAAGAAAAGAAGGCCGACGACUGGAUAGAGUAGGUUUAGGUGCCGAAAAGCUCCUGAACCCCAAAGCAGAUGAAGAAUUGAGCCCAGAUCCAGAAGGGAUCCCCCAGGAGGUCAGGGGCACGAGAGGGGCUGGUAGGGGAUCUACUAUAGAUCAGAUGCCCUAUGAUGAUAGGGCGACAGGAAGGAGAAUCAUCAGAAAUCGGAAGAUACCCUAUCUCGGUAAUAGAAGUUCCAGUUCAGUCUCAGUCUCCUCUCUUCGGUCGAGAUCUUCGCUCCUGCAAUCAAACGAGAAUCCCAACCUGUGGGCUAUACAUCCGAUCGGGCGAGCUGCUAUCGGCAUUGACUUUCUUGCUGCGGAGUCAGUUCCACCAUCUGUAGCACCAUCCAUAUUCGAUACCCCUUUGGGCGGUCUCCUUUCUAAAGCACCUCCUCACUGCUUGUGGAGUGAACGGCAUUUCAUAGAGUCUGAGACCUCGAUCUCAACCAGACCUGGAUGGACGAGGGACUCGAGGAAGAAGUCCCGGCUAACUCCUAUCUAUCUUGACCGAGAAAAAGUUGUUCAAGAGGCUCAGCUCAUAUGGAUUUGGGUUUUUCCGCUUUUGCGAAUUCAGCAACUUCAAUCAAUCUCUUCUCCAACUUCUGUUUCUUCUGCUUCGAUCUCUGAAGCAUCCCUAUAG
Molecule: messenger RNA, 780 nt
Organism: Striga asiatica
Lineage: Eukaryota; Viridiplantae; Streptophyta; Magnoliopsida; Lamiales; Orobanchaceae
Source: the annotation of a GenBank genome assembly